AGCUCCAGGUUAACAUGUAUAUGUUAAUGAGGUUAUUUUGAAUAAAGCUUUGGAUUUGAAAGACGCGUGGGUGUUUGUUAUUAGUUCGUCGUUUGUUGUUGUCAGAGCAAGCGUAGAAAAGAAGUAGCCUUACGUCGCCAGAUAUUGUUUUGAUACCCAGGCAUCUAACGUUAGCUUAAUUUUUGUAUAAUUAUUGUCGUUACGGGUAUCGAAUAAUCCCUGGAUACAAUGGCAGAAAGCGACUGGGACACCGUUACUGUCUUGAGGAAGAAGGGUCCGACUGCUGCGCAGGCCAAAUCUAAGCAGGCUAUCACAGCUGCACAGAGACGUGGAGAAGACCUCGAGACUACUAAGAAAUGGUCUGCAGGGCAGAACAAGCAGCACCUGAUGACCAAGAACACAGCCAAGCUGGACCGUGAGACGGAGGAGCUGCAGCACCAGCGGGUCUCCCUGGAGGUGGGCAAGGUCAUCCAGCAGGGCCGCCAGAACAAGGGCCUCACCCAGAAAGACCUGGCCACUAAAAUCAAUGAGAAGCCUCAGGUCAUUGCAGAUUAUGAGUGUGGGAAAGCAAUUCCCAACAAUCAGGUCAUGGGCAAGAUUGAGAGAGCAAUCGGUUUGAAACUGCGCGGGAAAGAUAUUGGACUGCCCCUGGAGGCAAAACCCAAGAAGAAAUGAGGACAAAGCCUCGAAAUCAGCCCCCCUUACCCAUGUCCCCCAUCUCUAUCCCCACCUUCCUACUCCCGCAAUGACUCUGCCUCCCUCACCCUUCCAACCACCCCUCUCUCUUCUCCACCCCCCUCCUCUACCUGGGCUGAUCUCCACCUGUCCUGCUACAGGACCUGGUGAUCCACCACGUUACAAGUUGCAUAUACUGACAAAUCAUCACAGAAGACUUAUAAACAAUGCAAACAUUUCAAACCAAAAGUGCUGUGAAAUGUAUACUUUUUUUUUUUUGUUCGCUACUGCUUUGGCAUGAACUUAUUUUUAGAUGGUUGAAACAGACAAGGUGAAUUUUACCAUGGCAAUGUGCAUUGAUUUGACUUUUUCUCGGAGCAUGUUCUUUAUCCAUUUCGUAAGUGCUUGAUUGCGGCCUUUUCACACAUUGUAUAUUGGGUCAUUACAAUAUGAACAUGUCCUCCUGCUGUAGCUUGGUUUUGAUCUUCAAAUAAAGUUUGACAGUUUA
This is a messenger RNA of Coregonus clupeaformis (lake whitefish), 1183 nucleotides long. Its product is annotated as endothelial differentiation-related factor 1 homolog. Gene Ontology annotation, cellular component: nucleus. NCBI's taxonomy places the organism in Eukaryota, Metazoa, Chordata, Actinopteri, Salmoniformes, Salmonidae. The coding region runs from base 229 to 675 and encodes 148 amino acids. Gene Ontology annotation, molecular function: DNA binding. The transcript has 5 exons. The record is from RefSeq and is a predicted model, not a curated record.